AUGGGUAGUUUCAUCUUCAAAUCCCUCUCCAAGAAACCCCUGUCUCUCUUCAUCAAUUCAACUCUUCUCUUCCUAAUCUGUUUUUAUGUUGUUUCAAAUUCUCUUAACCAACCCAAGAAUACAAUUUCCGGCUACAUCCACUUGCAGAAUCUCCAUAGAAGUGCUGAAAUUCGUAAUUGCAGUGGCGUUCACAAAUUCACUGAUUAUGAAUCCAAGUGCCGAUUUGUGAAGUCAACUUCUGCUUGCUGGGGAAAUGGGUAUGUGAAUUAUCUGGAAAUCUUUUACUGUAACUGUGGAAAAUUUCCAGGAAUUGGGUAUUUAGUGCUUCUUUUGUGGCUUUUUGUGUUGUUUUAUGUUCUGGGAAAUACAACUUCUGAGUACUUUUGCCCUUCUGUGGAGAGCUUGGCUAGAGUGCUGAAACUAUCCCCAACAAUUGCUGGAACCACGCUUCUUCCACUUGGAAAUGGAGCUAAUGACGUUUUUGCAAGUAUAAUUUCCUUUACACGAUCUGGUGAUGGUGAUGUUGGCCUCAACAGUGUAUUGGGAGGGGCCAUCUUUAUAUCAUGUUUCGUCGUUGGGGUUAUUAGUAUAACGGUAUCUUCCCGCCGGAUCAUGGUCGACGAACGGAGCUUCAUUCGGGAUGUUCUUUUCAUCCUUCUGGCACUUUGCUGUCUCAUCAUCAUCAUGAUCUUUGGAAAAAUUAGCUUAUGGUUUGCAAUCUGCUUUCUUUCUGUUUACUUUCUGUAUAUUGCGACUGUUUCUGUAAUGCAUAUGUAUUACUCUAAGAAAGAAAUGGUUGUCAAUCCCCCAGUUCUCGACGAACUUGGUGCAAUUGGAACACCAUUACUUGGCUAUGUCGACGAAGAAAGUUCAGAUAAAGUAGUACAGCUCGAAAUAAGGCCUUCUAUGUCGAAUACUCGUGAGCAGAAGUGUUAUUAUUUGAAUCUACUUCUCUAUGUUUUGGAAUUGCCUAUUUACUUACCAAGAAGACUUACAAUCCCAGCUGUUAGUGAAGAAAAGUGGUCUAAGCCAUUUGCUGUAUGUUCUGCUUUACUUUCACCAAUUUUUCUAGCAGCCCUUUGGAAUUUACAGGUAGGAAAAACUAGUUUGGCCAUUUACGUGACUGCAACUUUGGUUGGAAUCAUUCUUGGGAUUUCUGCAAUUUUUAGUACAAGAAACUCCAGCCCACCAAGAAAAUGCCUUUUGCUAUGGCUCGUAGGAGGGUUCUUAAUGAGCAUAGCUUGGACGUACAUAACUGCAGAAGAAUUGGUUUCUUUACUGGUUGCAUUUGGUAAUAUUCUUGGAAUUAGCCCUUCAUUUUUAGGGCUCACGGUACUAGCGUGGGGUAAUUCAGUAGGGGACUUGAUAUCCAAUUUGACUAUGGCAAUUAAAGGUGGUCCAGAUGGAGCCCAGAUUGCAGUAUCCGGGUGCUAUGCUGGUCCACUUUUCAAUACAUUGGUGGGUUUGGGAUUGUCACUCUUACUUGCUUCAUGGUCAGAAUAUCCAUCAAGUUACGUGAUUCCAAGGGAUUCUGAUUUGUAUGAAACCAUAGGGUUCUUUAUUGGAGGAUUAUUGUGGGCUCUUGUGGUUUUGCCAAAGAGGAACAUGCAGCUGGAUAAAUGUUUAGGUAUUGGCCUCUUGGCCAUAUACUUGUGCUUUCUAUUCACGAGGCUUGUAAAGGGUUUAGGAUUGCUCAAAAUUAACUAGAAACCUUGAAGAAAUGGCCAUUUAGUAUGGCCAUUCUUGUUAGUUAUGAAUCAGGGAAAGUUAUUUAAUUGAUGAGAUUUUGAUCCAAUUAAACUGGUAAACCAUUAUGUAAAUGAUUGUGUACAUGUAACGCAACCCAUCAAUUAAUAAACUAUUAUGUACAUGUAACACAAUCGUAUUAUAUGAUA
Messenger RNA from Olea europaea var. sylvestris, 1895 nucleotides. RefSeq names its product cation/calcium exchanger 1. Gene Ontology annotation, molecular function: monoatomic cation transmembrane transporter activity. Gene Ontology annotation, cellular component: membrane. Gene Ontology annotation, biological process: transmembrane transport; monoatomic cation transport. NCBI's taxonomy places the organism in Eukaryota, Viridiplantae, Streptophyta, Magnoliopsida, Lamiales, Oleaceae. Bases 1 to 1707 code for a protein of 568 amino acids. The transcript has a single exon. The record is from RefSeq and is a predicted model, not a curated record.